Messenger RNA from Coregonus sp. 'balchen', 6067 nucleotides. The record is from the annotation of a GenBank genome assembly. Lineage: Eukaryota; Metazoa; Chordata; Actinopteri; Salmoniformes; Salmonidae.
AUGGUUUUGGAGCUGGCAGUGCCCGCAAAUGCAGGCCCAUUGCUUCACCGCUCCAUCCAGCACAUUGAGCGUAUUUUCCGGGUGAGGGUCAGCUACGGAUCCGCUGAGUCAAACUGCGACAGCACACAUGUCAGCACCAGCAAUAUAAUCAUAGUUCGUGUCGCAGAGGGCGAGGAAGAUGACUGCACCAAGGCAAAAGUAAGUAACUUUUCUGCGACGUUAACAUUUGCUUCGUGUUUAACAGCCUAGCUAGCUAGCUAUCUGUACUGGAGAGUAACGUUCGCUAGCUAGCUAGCCUAUUAGGCUAAUCUCUCUUGUUGUGGUGGAGUUGAGAACGUCUGACUAGAGCUACAUGUUUACAUGUACUUUUUGUUUUCAUAGUCUUAUGUUGCUAACGUUAGCUAGCUAGUGUACGUUAACUAACGUUACCGCUACAUUGUUAGCUAACUAACUUAGUAGCUAACGUUAGCUACUUCAUGAGGGGCACAAGCUAACUGUUUAGCUAACGUACCUAGCUAGUGCUAUACAACUUGUUUGAGUAUUUUUUUUGCUUUUAAUAAAUGCAAUUUUUACAGUGCUGAAAUUAAGCUAAAUUGUGUGGUUCGUUUCUGUUGGACGCUUUUUAGCUAAUGUGUUAGCUAGCUAGUGUCCGUCUCAUCUAGCCAACGACGUUAACGUUACCAGUAAUGUUUGGGAAAAUAUGAUCACAGAUAAAAAUAUGUGAUCAUAUGCCAAAUGUGCUAAAUAAACUCUUAGCUAUCUAUCUAAUCAAUAUUAGUUCACCUUAGAACGGAUUCAUUGGUGUCUAAUUCUGUAAGCAGCACCAGCUACGAACAUCUCGCACAAAUGUUGCAAACCUCAUCAUAGUUACUUAAAUGACCCCUUAUUUGACAUUGUUUGAGUUUUCACUUCCAGGACUUACUCAUGGUGUUGUGUGCUUCAGAACACAGUGUUCUGGUGUGUAACUACCUCCAUUACUGCAGCAUAUCUGUACUUUGCAGCUUUCGCUGUGGGGUCUCAGCCAUCAUUUACAUUUCAGCUUGGGCAACCAUCUAGUGCUUCUCAAGGCACAUGUUCCACUUGUUGCUAUGAGACUGUGCUGCACAAGCCUGUGCAUGUGCAGUGCUUGAGUAUUGUGGCCUUGCUGUGUCUCAGCCUGUUAUUGGGGGGGGGGGGGGGGGCUCCUUCGCUGUUUUCAAGCUGCUCUGGUCCUCUACUGCUAUGCCAUGUAGUGUAGGAAUACCUGGAAUAGUAUAAAAGUAAUCCUUCUACACCCACGCCCCCAUUUAAAUACAAAAAAGAGAGAAAAAAGGGGUUGUCCCACUGGCUAUCAUAAAUGUAAUGCACCAAUUUGUAAGUUGCUCUGGAUAAGAGCGUCUGCUAAAUGAUGUAAAUGUAACACAUCAGUAUUGUUGUGUGAGGUAGCUACUGGGUUUUCUACAUAUACACAAAUGUCUUUGUGUUGAUGUUGUGAGGUCAUCUGAAAAUAAUCUGCCACUUUGGUUAUUGAAUGUGCUUGCCUCUUCCCAAUAGGUUAUUGUUCAUAUCUUGUAUAGCCUAGCUAUAUUUGUUCUAAGGAUGAAGUACAGUAGUAUCAUUCCACUUUCUCAGGCCAGAUCUACUCCAUUAUCUUAUGUUUUCUAUAGUGUCCUGACUCUCACUUUCUUUGAUAAGAGGUGGGGAAAUAAGUAGGCUAUCUAAAUAAGUAAGUAAAUAAAACCUUUAGGCUCAUCAUCAGCAUAAGGCUCAUCAUAUUACUAAAUCCAGCAUUUUCAUAGAAGAGCACUAAAUAAAAUAACAUGUUUUAAGUCAUGUUAGCCUAUUUCCUUCCCAUAGAAAGACUACUAGAGAUGGACAUUUUCUGUUUUUAUGUGAUUAUCAAAUGUCUAUUUUUCGCUUUGGCUCUUCACAAUGUGGCAGUUAGGAUGCAAUCUGUAUAAAACUGGGGAAAAGAUGUAGCAAUGUACUGAAUUAAUGCUUUUGUUGUGUUUGUUUCUUACAUGGAUUUAUACUCAGCCUCUUAUAUUAUCUGUGUUUUACAUUGUAAAUCUCAUAUUUUGAGGCACGCUAUGUUAACCGUGUUUGCCAGGCUGCCUAGAGAAAGAUGGGCUGUGUUCUGUUAGUCGUGACUGCUGAAAAGCAGUUAGCUGAUGACAGGGCUGUGUUGCUAGGCAACCCAUGUCAUGGGCUGAGCCUCUUGAAGCACUAAUGGAAGUAGCUAGCUAUCUACUAUCUGCAAGACCUGGGGAAGUACCGGUUUCAGGAGCAUAUGCAUUGGGUUUCCAUUUGUUUUAAAGCAUUUGGGUCUGUAUGCAUAUUUAUUUUUUAAAAUGCUCAUGUAAUCUCCAAUGCAUCUCAGCCUUUACAUUAUGACAAUGGAUAAGAUUGAUCUUUCAUUUUAAUAGGGACGGAUACAAUUAAAACAUUGACACAUCAAUUUAUUGAAGAGUGUGGUGCAUUGCACCAUUUCAGUUUGUACUUUUCAUGGGGAGUUCAGGGGCCUUAGAUUUCCUCUGAGGCCAUACUUAACAUUGACACAUGAAUUAGACAUGUAUUGAAUCUUGUACUUGUAGACAGGGAUGACAUUUGGCCAGUUUGGUGUUUUAUUGACAAUUACCCUUUGUUUUCCUCCAGGAUUACAUAGUGUCCUUAAUUUCACCAGCUCACAGAAAGAGAGAGCGUCUAACGUUGGCUUUACACAAACAGCUGGCUGCGCUGAAGUCAGCCAUCGAGUAUGAUUCUCAGGCUGUGGUGGAGGUGAGGGAGCAUGUGGUGGACAUCUCAGGUGGUGAGAGGAACGUGAUGACGGCAUGGUCGACGGUGGAGAAGAUCAAAAUGGAGAAACACCCAUGCAGGGAAGAGGCCCCUGAGCUGACUGAGGCCCAGCAGCCCAGUGGGGAGUCAGAGGAGGGAAGCAGCUCAGAGAGCGAGUCAGAGCAGCAGCAUCAGCUGCAGGUGAACAGCGGCAGCUGUAAGAGGAAAGAGCCCUUCAGUGCCACCAAGCCUCACCGGCAGCUCUGUCGCUCUCCAUGCCUGGACCGGCCCAGCUUCUCCCAGAGCAGCACUCUACCAGAGCUCCGCCCUGACGACACCAAGGCCGCCGCAGUGCUCAAACAUGCCAGCGACAAGGAGUACCAAACCAAGAUGGAGUUUGCCUUGAAGCUGGGAUACUCAGGUGAACAGGUGGAGACAGUGCUGAACAAGUUAGGGGCUGCUGCCCUUAUCAAUGACAUUCUGGCUGAGCUUGUAAGGCUUGGUAAUAAAGGAGAACCGGAAGUUCAAGCCAGCAUUAACACCGGCACGUUCAUCUCCCGUGGAGGCCCCUGUGUCAAAGAGGCUGUCAGUCCGGAGGUGUCACUGGAAGAGGAUUCCGUGGAUCCUUAUGAUAAUCUCAGGCCCAUCGUCAUUGAUGGAUCGAAUGUGGCGAUGAGGUAAGUCUCUAUUAGACUCACACAAUCAAAACAAAUCUAUUUGUACCUCACCUCAUGCAGAAUGUUCUGAACCAUCAGUUUUUUUUAUGGCUGUACUUGAAUUAGUGUUACAAGCAGACCUUUUACUAGAUGUGGUUGUUUUGUUUUGUAGCCAUGGAAACAAAGAGGUUUUCUCUUGCCUUGGUAUCCAAUUGGCUGUUGAUUGGUUUGUGGAGAAAGGACACAAAGACAUCACAGUGUUUGUUCCUGCCUGGAGGAAAGAGCAGUCGAGGCCUGAUGCCCCCAUUUCAGGUACUAAAGCUCUACUUCAAUUAGCCACAUUUAGACGAGAUGUUUUCAAAAAAUGUUGUCUGUGUUGGGUGGGAUCUGUGUGUGUGUGUUCUUUUUUAAUCAGCGUGUGUGGACAUUACGCUCAAUUUUCCCCAUGCAAAAAAGCAUGUCCCACAGUGAGAAAAAUAACUAACAUUUUAAAUAGAUCAUUUUAAAUAAACAAUUACAUUAGUUUGGAUGGAUGUCCCACAAUUCAUUUGAGUUUGUUUUCAAAUGUAAUGCAUAUGAAAAUGUCAAUGUGAAACCACAGGUACAUAGGCCUACUUAGUUCUAUGUAACAAUUUGUACACUGCUGUUCUUGACUGAUUUUAAUGGUUGAACUUUUCUUUUCACAGACCAAGACAUUUUGCGGAAGCUAGAGAAAGAAAAGAUCCUAGUGUUCACCCCAUCUAGAAGAGUCCAGGGAAGGAGAGUGGUAUGCUACGAUGAUCGCUUCAUAGUGAAGCUGGCCUGUGACUCUGAUGGCAUUAUUGUGUCAAAUGACAACUACAGGGACUUACAGAACGAGAAGCCGGAGUGGAAGAAGUUCAUAGAGGAGCGGCUGCUGAUGUACUCGUUUGUCAAUGAUAAGUAAGUCAUCAGAGCCCUCACAGCGACUUGGGUAAUGAGUGUAAUUAACUACAGAAUGACUAAGCAUAUUCUCUUUUUAUGUUUCAGAUUCAUGCCACCUGAUGAUCCUUUAGGAAGACAUGGUCCAAGUUUAGAGAAUUUCCUCCGCAAGCGUCCUGUUGUUCCAGAGCAUAAAAAGCAACCCUGUCCAUAUGGUAGGUUGUCUCAACAAAUGAUGAUUGUAUUUUUGUGGUUGUACUGCUGAUGUCCAUAUUGUUUAACUUGUGCUCUCUUUUAUAUCACCUUAAACAGGGAAAAAAUGCACUUAUGGACAUAAGUGCAAGUACUAUCACCCAGAGCGUGCAAACCAGCCUCAGCGGUCAGUGGCUGAUGAACUGAGGGCGUUUGCCAAGUUGUCUGCUGUGAAGACAAUGAGCGAGGGGGCCCUGGCCAAGUGUGGCACUGGACCCACCACAGCUAAGGGGGACAGUGGCUCUGAGGCUAAACGUGUGGCCCCUAAGCGCCAGUCUGAUCCCAGCAUCCGCUCAGCGGCCUGCGAGCCAGAGGAGAGACUGUCUGCUGUCCGUAAGCCUGAGGCAAAUUCUGUGCCUUCCCUCGUGUCUGCCCUCAGCGUGCCCACCAUGCAGCCUGCCAAGAGCCACGCGGCUGGUGCCUUGAACACGCGAUCAGCCAGCAGCCCAGUGCCCGGCUCCCUCCAGUUCACCCACAGCUCCCUGGAGCACAUGUCUAGUGUACAGUACCCACACCCACCCAUCCUAGUCACCAACAGCCAUGGUGCUUCUGUCACUUACAGUGAACAGUUUCCUAAGUACGAUUCUGUGAGCACAGACCACGGAUACUACUCUAUGCUUAGUGAUUUUUCUAACAUGAGCAUGAGCAGCAUGCACAAUGUGGACAGCUUCUGUAGCAUGGAGCAUGAGCACGGGAUUUAUCAGAGAAAUCCCAGCCAGCAUUGCCCUGAGCCCUGCCUCAGCCACUCUAACAGUGACUCCUUCUCCUCUUAUGGGGAAUUAUACAUGAGCUCAGUGGACAGUAGCCUGGAUGAGAGCAUGAAGGGGCAGCAGUCUCCUGCACAGAACAGACUCCAGGCCUUCUCCCAUGGGGGGUUCCACCACGAAGCACUGACCCGGGUGCAGAGCUAUGGCCCUGAGGAGCCUAAGCAGGGUCCAAGUGGGAAGCAGUCCAUAUCCCACCUGGCACCGCAUGUCCAGCACCCUGUUGUUGGGGCCAGGUCCAGCUGCCCAGGGGACUACCCCUUACCUCAGAAUGUCCUCCCGUCACAGUCCUCGCAGCCGGGACGCUCCCUGGGCAUGACACGCAUGGACAGCAUCUCAGACUCCAGGCUGUACGAGAGUAACCCUAUGAGGCAGCGGAGACCCCCACUGUGCCGCGAACAGCACGCCAGCUGGGACCCGCUGCCCUGCGGCAGUGAAUCCUAUGGAUACCACUCGUACCCCCUGAGUAACAGCCUGAUGCAGCCAUGUUGUGAGCGGGUGAUGGUCCGCAGCAUGCCUGACAAGAUGGAGCAGAUCUGGAGGUCUCCGUGGGAGAACCCGCCUCAAGCUGAGCACCAGGAGCGCCAUGUCAUCCCAGAGCACCAGUACCAAACAUACCGCAACCUCUGCAACAUCUUCCCCGCUUUCGUGGUGCACUCUGUCAUGGAGAAAAACCCUCAUCUAAUGGACCCACAACAACUCGCUGCCGUCAUUGUCACGAAGCUGAGGUCUUGCCAUUAA